AUGAUCUCGUUCCUGGAGCAGACCCUGACCCAGGACGGGAUCAUAUUCGAUGUCGUGGUGUUCGACUCGGCGGCAUCGCCGCGCCUCGACCUCAAGUCCGUCUUUUGGAACGCCGACGGCUCUGGCAAGUACCGCGGCUAUUACAUGUACCCCAACCUCGAGGCCAUCGGCGACCUGACUAAGGCCGAGGUUCUCACGAUCUGGGACUACCAAGCCAAGACAGGCGUCCGCAGCGCCAAGUUUGGCGUCUGGGUCACCACCCUGGGGUUCUACCCCAAAUUCGACGCGUCUGGCAGCCAGGAGCUGGGCAUGCAGUUUACGCCCGUUGCGCCCCUUGGCACGUCCGAUGUUCCAGUCACCGCGGCGCUGACCGCCAAGGGGCUCUGGAGGACCCCCGGCGACGCCGCCCAGCCCCUGACCACCUGCGCCAUCUGGGCCAACGACUUUGCCCUCACCGGCAUCGCUCCGGGCUGCAAGCCCACGCCCAUGGUCACCCUGAACGCCGACCCGACCCUCGGCACCGCGUUCGCCGUGCCGAGCAUCACCGGGGUCACCGUCGCGUACGACGACGGCCGCGAGACGAUGGGUUUCGUGCACGACUGCGCCGCGUGGAGCCCGACCUGCCUCACGCUCGCGCACGUCGCGGCCGACUGGAUGCGCAACGCGCCCAAUGUGACCGUCGACGCGUCCACGGUGCCCGUAAAGCCGCCGGCGAAGAACGUGGUGAUGGACCACCGCGUUCUCGUGCUGACCGUGCCAGGCUUCACUGCUACUGACUUCCUGGAACGCACCCUCCGAGCCUACGGCACCCCCUACGACCUCUACCGCUUCGACAAGGACGCGUCGCCGCGGCUGGACCUGCAGUGGCUGCUCUGGAACGCGGACGGCAGCGGCAAAUACAGCAGCUACAUCAUGUACCCCAACCUCGAGGCCCUGGGUCACUUGACUAAGGCCGAGGUGGCCAUCGUCUGGGACUACCAGAAGAAAACGGGAGCUCGCAGCGUGAAGUUUGCCGCCUGGCCCUCCAACGUCGGUUGGGAGCCCAACUUCUCGGGCUGCUCGGCCAACGCCGGGACGAUGACGUUCACGGCGGCGGCGCCGUUUGGCAUCUCUGGCGUGCGCGCGGGCGCCCAGCUGAGCACGGCGGGGCUCUACAGGUGCCCGGGCCUCAAGACCAACGGCCCCCUCCCCACCUGCGGCAUGUGGGCCUCCGAUUUCAGCGACACCGGCAUCGUGCCCGCCUGCACGGCCACGUCGAUCCUGGAGGUCCCAGAGGGCGUCGUUGGCACCCUCGUCAAGUAUGGUGACGGCCGCGAGUCGAUGGCGUUUGUGUUUGACUGCGCCACCUGGUCAACGGCCUGCUCCCUGAUUAGUCACGUGGUGGUGGCCUGGAUGAAUCAGAACAUCAUCCCGGGGCAGCGGCGCUCCCUGCUGACUGUGCAGAUGGACGACUUCUUCCUGUCCACCGCGUGCACGUCGUGCCCCCUGAAGCCCGACGGCACUGUGUCUGAGUCGUACCAGGCCAGCGUCGCUGACAUGAGGUCUCAGAUCGCCUUCCAGGAGGUCACUGUGAAGUCGUGGCCCAACACGCCGCCCGGCACUGACAUCAGGCUUGACCUGCCGUACAACGGGAACGGCGUACUGGAGACGGCCUACAACAACGGCGUCAACUCGGGCUACCUCACGGUCCCGGACGGCGGCUGCGCGGACAACGACAUGUACUCGCAGCUGGGCUGCAACUGCUGGGCCGUCGGCUGGCAGAACUGCCCGGCCUCCGCCCCCGAGUACUGCCGCACUUGCACAAAGGACAGGCCGAAACCUCUGGGCACCGGCGCCGACCGAGUGCCGCCCCUCACGAGCCUCCCAAACGGCUGGCCCAAGGCGAUCCUCAGCGGUGACCCGCGCGCCGUUGCCAUCAUGGCUGAUGUGGAUGGCUCAGGCAUCACCAACAAGUUCUUCUGGUCCCACCACACCUUCACCCACGAGAACCUCGACAACGCCACCGUGUACGACGCGGCGCAGCAAGUCCGCCUCGGAAACCUCAUAGCCUCCUCGGCGCACCUCAACCUGGCCAGCAAGCCCACCUUCAGCAGCAAGUGUAUGGUGACGCCGCAGAUCAGCGGCCUCGUCAAUGGUGACGCGCUGUCAGGCCUCAAGUCCCAGGGCAUCGAGUGCACCACGGGCGACAACACGUGGGCGCACCUCAGGAACCUGGCCAACCCUUACCAGAUGCUCUAUUCCAAUGUGGAGAAGAAUGGGUACGAUGGUUUCGCCUUCCUGCCCCGCUUUGCCACUGAAAUCUACUUCAACUGCUCCACCGCGGCACACAUCGAGAGCGUCUACAACACGCUGUACCAGAGCUAUUACGGCGCCUACUCCACCAUCGACGACAUUGUGAAGCGCGAGGCAGUGCGCGUCGUGAGGGAGGGGCUGCUGGCGAUGCGGCACGACCCCUACAUGAUGCACCAGGCCAACAUGGUGGUUGACUCCACGGGGCAGAGCCUGGUGUCGCGCUGGCUCAAGGCCGUGCUCACAGAGUUCCACUCGGUGGUCAACUGGCCUGUGCAGUCAAAGAAGCUCGACGACCUCUACGCCAUCUUCAAGGAGCGCGAGGCGCGCGACGCGUGCAAGCUCUCAUACAGGCUGGAGGUUACCCCGGACAAGAAGGUGAAGACUGUCACCGUCUCCAGCGGCGGCGGCGCCUGCACCGCUCCGCUGACCACGCCGCCGGGCACGACCGCCGACCAGGGCACCUUCGAGGCGGUCGGCGCCGACGCGCCGACUCUCAAGGUGCCCCUCGCCGCGGGCGGGUCGGCUUCAUUCAGCGUCGGCGGGCUUUCAUGGAGCCUGCCGUGA
This is a messenger RNA of Monoraphidium neglectum, 2856 nucleotides long. RefSeq lists its product as hypothetical. Lineage: Eukaryota; Viridiplantae; Chlorophyta; Chlorophyceae; Sphaeropleales; Selenastraceae. The transcript has 19 exons. Gene Ontology annotation, molecular function: structural constituent of cell wall. The record is from RefSeq and is a predicted model, not a curated record. The coding region runs from base 1 to 2856 and encodes 951 amino acids. Gene Ontology annotation, cellular component: fungal-type cell wall; fungal-type vacuole. Gene Ontology annotation, biological process: fungal-type cell wall organization.